UUUCAACCGAAAAUUGAAUAAAAAUAGCUGCAAAAUUGAAGGGAACGGCGUCACCCAGAACCUAACCAUGUCACUGCUUAACAACGAUGACAGCAUACUGGCCAUAGACGAAGAUCCGCAGGUUGUCAUCCAGGAGGAUGAGCCCUCGACAGCCCCCCACAUGCCCAGUGGCCAGUCGAUGGACUCGUUGCGCUCAUCGUUCACCAACAGAAGCUCAACGCCAGACUCUACCGAGCAUUCGCUGGACACGCUCGAAAUGGCGCAGGACGAUCGCGAGGAGAAGGCUCGCCUAAUCACGCAGGUAUUGGAGCUGCAGAACACCCUUGAUGAUCUGUCCCAGCGUGUGGACUCUGUGAAGGAGGAGAAUCUCAAAUUGCGCUCCGAGAACCAGGUUCUGGGACAGUACAUCGAGAAUCUCAUGUCCGCCUCCUCGGUGUUCCAAUCGACCAGCCCCAGUGCGGCGAAAAAGAAGUAGAAACAAACUGCCGACUACCGGAAGGAAGCCUGUACCUCUCAAAUAUGCCUUGUUGUUCAUGCUAUUGCGAAAACGUACUCGUCUAUAACUAUAUUUUAUAUUUUAGCCUAGUCUAAUGCUGCAAUGUUUUUUA
This is a messenger RNA of Drosophila miranda, 608 nucleotides long. RefSeq names its product short coiled-coil protein B-like. Gene Ontology annotation, cellular component: trans-Golgi network. The record is from RefSeq and is a predicted model, not a curated record. The transcript has a single exon. The coding region runs from base 68 to 475 and encodes 135 amino acids. NCBI's taxonomy places the organism in Eukaryota, Metazoa, Arthropoda, Insecta, Diptera, Drosophilidae.